AUGAAGGGCACUCGUAGUGGACGAGGCCGUGGACGUGGAAAUAGGCAACCUUCUGAUAAAGGCACUGCGGAAACCUCGACUGGACCAAACCCUGAACCUAGGGUAGAUCCAAAUAUCCAGAUAGCUGCCGCUAUGCAGCAAAUGACCGACUUGCUGGCCCAUGUGGUGCAACAACAGGGCCACAACCCUAACCCACCUGUCGGGAAUCCCGAAAACCCUGGGAAUCACGUAGAAAGUGAGGAUAGAGCUCUUGAAAGAUGGUUGGAGAAGAUGGUGGACAUCUUUGCGGCCUUACAUAACUCCGAAGAGAGGCAGAUUACUUUUGCGGUCUUCCAAUUAGAAGGGGCCGCUCGCUCUUGGUGGAAUGUUAUUCGAACCAAGUGGGAGAGAGAGCAGACACCCAGAACGUGGGUGAACUUUGUAAGAGAAUUUAACGCCAAGUACUUUCUGCCCUUGAUCCAAGAAAAGAAGGAGGAUGAGUUCAUCCGAUUUCGCCAGGGCACCCAAUCCGUGGCUGAAUACGAAAGCCAGUUUACCCGAUUAGCCAAGUUUGCCCCUGAACUUAUUAUGACUGAACAAAGAAGGGUACGACGUUUCAUUCAGGGGCUAAAUGUGGAAAUCCAAAAGGAUUUAGCCUUGACCCAGAUUAACACUUUCAGUGAUGUGGUGGAUAAGGCUUUGCGAGCCGAGAACGCAAGGCUUCAAGUUCGGAAUUUUCAAGUGAGGAAACGUGGGUUUUUCGGAGGUAGUUCUACACAGGGGGAUAAGAGUACCCCUCCCAAAUUUGGCCGUGGAGCUGGACGAGGACGAGUUCCUGGUACGGCAAGAGGGACUCCGCCAAGAGGUGGCCAGAAGGGACGAGGCCAACAGAGGAGUGCCUCACAAGGGAGCUCCGCCACUGUUUCUCGUGGCCCGUGUGGGUUCUGUGGGAAGCCGAACCACACGGAGGAUAACUGCUGGAGAAAGGAGAAGAAGUGCUUACGCUGUGGGAGCACGGAGCACCAGAUAGCCAGCUGUCCAGUUCAACCCUGA
Molecule: messenger RNA, 1032 nt
Organism: Coffea arabica (coffee)
Lineage: Eukaryota; Viridiplantae; Streptophyta; Magnoliopsida; Gentianales; Rubiaceae
Source: RefSeq, a predicted model, not a curated record